This is a messenger RNA of Rhinichthys klamathensis goyatoka, 1521 nucleotides long. RefSeq names its product RNA polymerase II subunit M (gene polr2m). The transcript has 5 exons. Lineage: Eukaryota; Metazoa; Chordata; Actinopteri; Cypriniformes; Leuciscidae. Gene Ontology annotation, cellular component: intracellular anatomical structure; nucleus. Bases 28 to 1056 code for a protein of 342 amino acids. The record is from RefSeq and is a predicted model, not a curated record. Gene Ontology annotation, molecular function: transcription elongation factor activity. Gene Ontology annotation, biological process: intracellular signal transduction; transcription elongation by RNA polymerase II.
UGUAAUGAACACACUGCUGAUCUGAUCAUGUCGGCGGCGUGGACAGCGCGCCAGGGGGAAGUGGGUGAUCUGAGAAGCAAGAGUAAAGAUGAGCUCCUUGAGAUACUCUCUCGACAAGAAAAGUUACUGUCUAAUAAGAGAUUUGUUCAGAGCCUCCCAGAUAAGGGAAAGAAGAUUGCUGACUUUGUGGUGAAAGUACAUCUUGCACUUGGACAUCUGGAGGAGGAAGAGAGAAAACAAGCAAAUUUAAUCUCUGUCCGGACAGAGUUACAGGCUAAAUAUCAGCAAGCCCUUGCCAAUCGGAGCACAGAUAAGCAUUUAGGCUCAAAUUUGGACAUGAUUAUUCCAUCCCAUGACGGAAAGGAAGCCAAUGUUAAUAUUGAUGAGGCUAACAUACAGGAAAAUGGUGGUUUGUUUGGCCAAGAGGAGUCUUUGACAUCCCGGCUGCAGGUUGCUGAAACACUAGGAAAAGCCAGUGGGAAUGCACCAGCCUCACUAAUGAAAGACACAGAGCUUGUGGAGGCGUUUGGACGAGUAACACUUGCUGAAAGUAACCACUCCUCCAACCAAGGCACCAUCAAAACCCUGCCUUCUAGUAAGCCCUUUCUGGGUAAUCAGCUUCAGAAGAAACCACAUUACGUAGAGGUCCUGGAGAGGACAGAGAAAAGUGUGAAUAUGAGGAAGCCCAGAUUCAAACCAAACCAGUUAAGUGUAAAAUCGACAUCUACAUCACCUAGUCAGGCCUCUGGCAGCACCACACCAUUUACUGCAGAGGCCAGAAGACAACAAGACCGAAAACACCUGGAUGACAUUACUUCGGCUAAGCUUCCACCUCUGCACCACAGUCCUGCCCAGCUGCUGUCAUUAGAGGAGUCUUCUGACCUUCAGCAAGAGCAGACCAGAAGGCACCUGGAGUUGCAGGCCAAACAAGCUGCCCAGAAGCUGGCAGAUGGUCUGAGUAUCAGGAUGGAGAGUUACAACCCAGAAGGAGGCCCACUGGAGGCCUACAGAGAGGUACAUGAUGAUGGGGCCCAGCUUUCCUCAGAGGAGGACUGACCGUGGGGCCCUACAGGCAGGGUACUGGCUUGCUGAUAUGUUUGGCCUCUUGCCCUGGACCAGCUCUCGGCCUUGAGCCCAUGCUUCAGGACCCUGGAGAGAGGCUUUUAAGCCUGAGGACAAGAGGAUGUCUCUUCAUGAACUGCACUGACAAUGCUUUCAGAUUCUGCCAGGGAAGAUAAAACAGCAGGUUGAAUCAAGUUGAGAGUUAUUGUGUUGAAAACCCGAACAUUUUUGCAUGUGGAAAUGUUACUAUCCAACAGUAACAGAUUAUUUUGGCAAGCCAAUUCUGAAAAUCUACCUUGGCAGGUCCACACCUGUUGUCUUGUAUAGAAUAAUAUAAUUUGAAGCUUUUAUCAGCUGUACCUUCAAGGGUGUACUUCAUGUGUUAUUGUGAAGAUGGUAAUAGAAUAUUUUUGUAUGACCUUUCUUAGUGUUUAUUUAAAACAAAACCCUCUGAAUUGA